Messenger RNA from Symbiodinium necroappetens, 937 nucleotides. Lineage: Eukaryota; Dinophyceae; Suessiales; Symbiodiniaceae. The record is from the annotation of a GenBank genome assembly.
GUAUGGUCAGCUGUUCUGCCUUGGUUUGAACGCCAAUACAGCAUGUGACGUGCCGACGGAAUGUGGAGAAGCAGUCACGGCAGGGUACAUGCACACUUGUGCAGUGAGAUCAAGUGGACAUUUGGUCUGCUUUGGAGGGAACGCCACAGAACAAUGCAACGUGCCGACGGAUUUGGGAGCAGUUGCGGCAGUCUCAGCAGGCCAUGGUCACACUUGUUCAGUGAGAUCGGAUGGUCAGUUGUUCUGCUUUGGAGAUAACACCUACGGACAAUGCGAUGUGCCAGCGGAUUUAGGAGGAGUUGUGGCGAUCUCAGCUGGCUACCGGCACACCUGUGCAGUCAAAUCAGAUGGUCAGUUGGUCUGCUUUGGAUUGAAUGCCAACGGGCAGUGCGAUGUGCCGGCGAAUGUCGGGGCAGCUGUAGCGGUUUCAGCGGGCCACCGUCACACUUGUUCAGUGAGAUCGGAUGGUCAGGUUGUCUGCUUUGGAUUGAAUGCCAAAGGACAAUGCAAUGUGCCGACGGAUUUGGGAGCAGUUGUGGCAAUCUCCGCAGGCUACCAUCAUACCUGUGCUCUAAGAUCAGAUGGUCAGUUGGUCUGCUUUGGAUUGAAUUCCGACUUUGUGCCGACGGAUUUGGGAGCAGUUGUGGCAGUUUCAGCAGGCUACCUGCACACUUGCGCAGUGAGACCAGAUGGUCAACUGGUCUGCUUUGGAGAUAACACCUUCGGACAAUGUGAUGUGCCUGCAGAUCUGGGAGCAGUUGUGGAAGUCUCAGCAGGCAAAGAUCACACCUGUGCGAUCAGAUCAGAUGGUCAGUUGGUCUGCUUUGGCUUGAAUGAGAGCGGACAGUGCGAUGUGCCGACAGCUGAUGGCAAGCAUCGACGAAACAGGUGCUGCGCGGCCUGCUGGUUGCCCGUGCGAAGUGACAACCCCACGUAG